This is a messenger RNA of Aspergillus calidoustus, 5289 nucleotides long. The record is from the annotation of a GenBank genome assembly. NCBI's taxonomy places the organism in Eukaryota, Fungi, Ascomycota, Eurotiomycetes, Eurotiales, Aspergillaceae.
AUGGCUCAGAAAAUUGAUUUUAAUGCUCUGAGGGCGCGUACUAUGGGUUCCGGAGAAGACGAGGAAGCCGUCACAGUCGACACCCGUGGGCUGAUUUCAAAAGUUCUCGCUAGGUAUUCAGGGAAAUGGACGGUCUUGCGUGAGAUGAUUCAAAAUGCUGCCGAUGCCAAUGCUACCAAAGUCACCAUAAGAUUCGAGACAUCACCGUCGACCUCCGUUCCUUUGCCCUCCUCCUCUGCCGACAGCACGGCCAUGAUCAAGCACACGAUAUCGAAUCAUACGGUCAAGCGCCUUUUGAUCUCCAAUAACGGUCUUCCGUUCAGCGAAAAAGAUUGGGCGAGGUUGAAGCGUAUCGCGGAUGGCAAUCCGGAUGAGACGAAAAUUGGAGCCUUUGGAGUCGGGUUUUACAGCGUGUUCGAUGACUGUGAGGACCCCUUUGUGUCUUCUGGAAAAGAUGCCAUGGCUUUCUAUUGGAAGGGUAAUGCACUGUUCACUCGUCGGCUACAGCUCGACGAAAAGGCCAACCCGGAAACGACAUUUGUCCUAGAUUAUCGCAAUGACACAUCCCCGGUCCCGUCAUUAAUGCAGCUCUGUCAAUUCCUAUCUAGUAGCCUUACAUUUGUUCAACUCGAAUGUAUAGAGCUGUGGCUUGACGACUGGAAUAUAUUGCGCCUGCUAAAGAAGACUGCCCCAGGGACCGCUCUCGCCAUUCCAAGGGACAUUGAAACGAAAACUCAGGAUGGAUUAAUGAAGAUUACGGGUGUCACUAGAGAAGUUGCUCAAGUUGAUGCUGUCUGGAUGAAAGUUGUUGAUUGGAACCCUAAUGCAAGCACGCUGCUGCGCGAAGGCAUUAGAGACACUACUGUCUCACUACGCAGUUUCUUAUCCAAACUCACCCAGAGCGUGACUGAGAAAUCGGCGGAUACUGAGAAGAAGGAGGAUGCAGGCGUUUCCGGAGAUUUGACCGAGACGUCAACAGCAUCGGUGUUUCUCCAUAUCAAUACAGCAAGCGUCCAGGCUUCCAUCGAUCAAAAUCUGAGCAGCGAACUCGAACGAGCUACGCGAAAGCCUCCACCUAAGAAAACAUCGAUUGCUGUACUGACACCUUCGUACGAUACAAAUCGCGCCUCCGAAGCCUCCGGGUCACAAUCAGAGUUUCUGUCCUCCAUCCUGCCUUCGUCCAAGGGAGGUAGAGUCUUUAUUGGGUUUCCAACGCAUCAGACGACUGGCCUCAAUGCCCACAUAUCUGCCCCAUCCGUCAUCCCCACCGUAGAACGAGAAAGUAUUGACCUCAAUACGAGGCAUAUCAGCAAAUGGAAUAUGGAGAUGCUAAGGGCAGCAGGCAUUGUCUGCCGAAUCGCUUGGUCCGCAGAAAUGGCAUCGAUAAAAGGCAGGAUACUCGCCGCGACAGAUCCGUCGAAACAGUCCAAGAUUCGAAAAGACGACAUUGUGAAGGUACUUCCUGAAGCUAUCCACACCGCAAACCAGUUCGUUUUUCGCGAAUCCACACCAUCGUCUCUACUCGGACAAACAAUGGAGGAUGCUUUUUGGACAUGUCACAAAAAUGCUUCAAUAGAGGUCCUCUCUACCUGCGGCAUCGUUCAAAACUACCAGGUGCGCAUCGCCGCCAGGGACUUAAACUUUAUAGACUCUAUACCAGUUUUGCCGGAAGAAUUCACAAAAGGUUCAAAAGAAUUCGUCAGAAAGUUGACCGCGCUCGGACUUGUAACUGAAAUUACAGUCGCCGACGUCAAGCGCGAGUUGGAAGCUCAGACCUUGCGUUCCUCUCAAAUCAUCGAUUUCCUCUCCUGGUUGGGUCAAAGGGCAAUUUCAGGCCAGCUCGAUUCACACGCCGUGAAAAGUCUAUUGAAUGUUGCGGUAGCUAACGCUGACGAUGAAAACGGCAACACUGCUGGUUUAAUCGUUUUCUCCGGAAUAACGCUCUUCUUGAACCCUCAGCGUAUACCGGCCGACCUACCCUUGCCGCCAGCCGUGAUGCCCUUCAAGUAUACAAGGACACUUCAAAAGAAAGAACUAGAGGCUUUUCAGUGGGAAGAACUGCAAGUAGUUCCCUGGCUGUGUUGGCUCGUUAGCAACUCUGGCAACCGAAACGUCCUUUCUCUAUCCCAAGACAUCACCAAGACCGCUUCGUUCGCGGCUCAAGUACUUCCGGUUCUAUCGAAGCAAUGGGACACCUUUAGUCCCUCUGCAAAACAGAGUGUAAUUGAUCAGCUGCAACCCCACGCCGUCAUUCCGACUAAAGUUGGCAUGAAGCGUCCUGAAGAAACAUACUUUCCUUCUGUUCGUCUCUUUGACGAUUUGCCUGUUGUUCAUGGACUGCAAGGCACCAAAGAGAAAUUUUUGGGCGCCUUGGGCGUACGCAAGACUGUUGAGCUCGGGGUUAUCUUCGAGCGUCUGCUGAACAACCAGACUUCGGUAGAGGAAGAAAAAGGAGGGCCUCCGCGUGAGGCUAAAUGGAGUCACGCUGACUUAAUACGGUACCUCGCAUCCGUCAGCAAUGAUAUUCCUGCUAGCGACAUCAAGCGACUCAAAGGCACCCGUUUCUGUACGGCUGAGAUGAGCGCUGCCUCUGAUGAUCCAAAAACGUCUGAGCGGACACGUCACAAAGUCCAAGAGCUCUUUGAACCGGACGAGUCUCUCAAAGCCUUAGGGCUGCCCAUCAUUGACUGGCCGGGAAAGUACAUCCCCAACAGUCCUGAGGGCAAGUUUCUCACCCGGCUGGGUAUCAGGAGCUUUCCCACAGCUGUCGAGGUAAUUCAGAUUAUGGCCAAGGCAGCGGGUUCAGAUAACUGGGCUCUGCACGCAAAGGCCAUUUCAUAUUACGUGGCCGAAUAUGACAAAAACGGCUACAGCAAAUUCGAUUGCAGCUCCGUCACAGAACCGUUUUUGCCGCUUGAACGCUCCAACACUUUUCUCGACAAAGGUUUGAAUGGCAAGCAAGCAAACCUGUUCGGACUACCUGCCGAAGGGCAAUAUAACCUUAGCGUCCCAAGCAAGUGCUAUACGGACGGAGGGGCUUCACUUUUUGGUUUCAGCAUUCUCCGUGGAGAUUUGCAUCGUCAUGCUUCCAAGCUCGGUGUCAAACAGCAUCCCAAAAUGUCUGAAUGCCUUGAUGUCUUGAUCCGUAGACCUCCAUCUACCCAGAAAGACGCGAGGGUGCUGUUCAGGUAUCUCGCGGGGAGAGUUUCAGAACUUAGCCCGCGAGAUAUUGACCGUGUUGGCAAAACUGAGAUAGUUCCAGUGUCCACGCACGAUGAUGCAACCAAAGACAAAGCUAUCCAACGCGUAGCACCCAUAAUGUGCUACCUGGGAGAUGGCGAAGACUACAAAGAGUUAUUUGACUUUGUUGACUUCGGCCAGGAAGCAAAUCUUUUUUUGAUGGCUGUCGGAUCAAAGAGAGAGCCGACCAAGGUAGAGAUUGCACAAAUGGUGGUCAGAGAGCCGGCGAGAAUAUCCUCUGCUUUUCAAAGUGCUGAAAGGUAUCUCAAACUGCUGAGAACGCUUGCGGAUGACAUUGCUGUCUUGAAGAAGAACAAGGAUCUCUUCUCAGAGAUGAAGAAGUCGGCGUUUUUACUGGCGAGUGAAGAUAUUGCUCUCACAGCGAAGCAGCAGCAGCAGCAGACCGAGAAGACCGAGAAGACGAUCAAGAGUAAACCCGAAGACUCCGGUGAUGAGGAAGAUGGCACUGAAGAGGACAGCAUUCGGAAAUGGACCCUGGCCGCAGCAAAAGACGUGGUUGUGGCUGACGACUUUCAAAGCUUUGUUCUUUUCAAAGAGCAUGUGUCGGCAGCACCCCAAGAGGAAGUACUCGAGAAGUUCUACGUGGCUCUAGGGGCAGUACCAAUAAGUCAACUAGUGGAAGACCGAGCUCACUGGGGAGCCGUGGCCGCUGACCAACGUCCUGCUGCCAAGCUGCUGAAGCUAAUCAAUGAACGCUCAAGACUCUUCCUCCAUGAUCAGACCGCCGAAACGAUCCGGCGUAACAGCCGAUGGCUUGAGAAAAAUCUCAGAGUCCAGAUUGUCCAUAACAUCACCAUGACCCGCUCUCUCAAAGGUCGCCGAGUAUCUUAUAAGCAGCAGAGAAAGGCCAUCAUUCCCGAUAUAUCCAAAGAGUGUGUCAUGCGGAUAUGCCCCGGCCCGUUUGACUUUUAUGAAAUCAGUCAAGUCCUCUCGCAUAUUAUCCUCUGGAGACCGAAACUACAUUACGCUCUCACGUUGGAAAUGUUACUGAAGACUGAUUUGCUGGAAUUGAGAGCGCGUGGAUACAAUGUUGAACGCAUCCUGAAGCAAAAGGCUCAGGAAGCUCGGAUCCAAGAGGAUCGGCGCCAGCAGCAAUUGGAAGAAGAGCACCGGCGUCUCCAGGAAAAAGAAGCUGCUGUUGCGCAGGAGCAGGCUCUGAUGCGGACUCCUGAAAAGAAUGGCCAGGUUCAGAUGCCUGGGGAUUUUCCCGAUUCUCCAUUAUCCAGAGAUCAAAGGCCCACCUCACCCUCAGGUUCUGCCCAGGAGAAGCGCCGUGGUCUGUUUUCAAGUUUCACGAAACAUUUCAAGGAUGGGAACCGGACUUGGAACCCCUUUAGUGAGACUACCGCCACGCCCAAUUCACCUACUACAGGUUCCCCCCCGCGCGAUUCCGCAGAGUCACCCAAGGACACAAAAGUGAACGUCAGCUCCCCAUUCCAGGUACAGAAAAAACUGCUUUCUGCCAUCCAGUCCAGCAGACCUCAUGGAUCAUCUGGGGUAUUUUCGCGGCCAGAAACGAAACAAGUGGAAGAGGUAAAGUCAUAUUGCGAUGAAAGACCUGGCCAUGAUCUAGAGUUUGUUGCCACACUUCCCUCCAGAGUCAACAUCCUCUUCUCCAGAGCCGUUCCCGACAGGAAUGCAUUUCUGUCAAACAACAGCCUCGGGAUGAACUUGUUCGCCUCGAUACUGCUUGAUUGUGCAGAAGUGUUCUCAUUGAAACCCGACACGCUGAGCAUCUUCUAUGACCCUAGUUCAAAGUCUAUUGGUUUCAAUCGGGCAGGUAGCAUAUUCUGCAAUUUCUACUAUUUCCAACAGCUUCACGAGAAGGAAUUGCUCCGAAAUCCAAAAGACCAGGCGGAGGUUGUGAUAUAUUGGUGGGUGGUACUUUGUCACGAGUUGGCGCACAAUCUGGUUGGGGACCACGGCCAGGUCCAUUCCUAUUACACCGAAGCAUUUGUGAAACAAUACUUCCCCAAGGUAACCGCCAAGAUCGCCACUGUCGCUGCAAAGAAUCAGAGUUCUGCGUAA